UUUCUCUUGAGCCUCCUCUUGGCGACACCAACCAUGUUCAAAAGCAUCCUUCCUUCAAGGCGCAUCCCGUCCUCCGACUUUCAGAUGCUCACCUCGCCAAUAGACUCUACUGAAUCGGACGCUACCGGUAAAGAGAACUACUUCGCAAACGCUUACGACACCAACACGACCAACAACGCGAAACCUAAGGCCGACAAGCGAAAGAAGAUGAAGGGCAAGGCGCAGCCCGAAUCAGAGGCACCCCAGGACUUCGACAAACUGCUGGACGAACUUCAAAUUCCCUCGACUCUCCGGCCAAAGCUGGCUACCAUGGACCCUACGGUCAAGGCCGCCUUCUUGAAGUCGUCACACGUCCUCGCGCAGAUGAAGCCUGCGCCUACACCUUUCACGCCCCGUACUCUCCGACGCGCACAAAGUAGCGAAUCGGUACUCUCCUCACCUCGCCCCCAGAAGCCGACUCUUGAGGAGUACGAUCUUACGGAAUCGCCUAUCGCUCCUAUGGCCCUCGGUACUGGCCACUCUCGCGGCAAGUCUCUGGACAUACGCCGGCAAGCACUCGACCCGAGGCCAGCACCUGUUGCUCCGCUUAAGGUGUCGAAGGACAAGAAGAAAUCGGUUGCGACCACGCCGGAAAAAUAUGUCAAGAUCCUCUUGGCGGAGUCCAGCACGAGCAUGGACAUCGAGGUUGUGAAGAAGCUCCGCCUUCUGCUCCGGAACGAGUCCGCGAGUUGGACGGAGGCUUUCCUUCAGCAUGGUGGCUACGAUGCCAUCCUCACCCGACUAAACGAGAUCCUUGAUGUGGAGUGGCGAGAAGAGCAGCACGACGAUCAGAUGCUUUUCGAACUGUUGCGCUGCGUAAAGGCAUUGUCCACCUCGGCAGUCGGCUGCGCGGCUCUUCGGGCCCAGUGCCCAGCACCGUUCGACAAGCUUGUCAGGCUUCUCUACUCGGACAAGAAGCCCGGUGAUGUCCCAACAAGGCAGCUUAUCGUAGAGCUGCUGCUGAAUCUGUUCGACCUAUACCCCCCUUCCUCCCUCCCAUCAACAGGCAGCCCUGGAGCAGGGCUCGCACACUCUCGCUCACGGUCUAUUCCUUGGGAACUCUCGGCAACCGCCAUGAGUUCCACAAGCAAUCUGGUCGUGCUUCCACGUCCACACUCUACCCUCUUCUCCUUCAUCAAGGCUUUGCUACUCACGCCCGCGCCACCCCCUAGCGAAGCCCCCGCCACGCCCAUCCAGCCGCAUGAGUUCAUCGAGGAACUGCAUCGGCCACGCGUUUACAAGACUUACCUGCAGGAGCUUAGCGACCUCUGCAGAGACUACUUUUGGGUCUUUUGCCAUCCCAGCAAUGCGAUCUGGGAACUGAGCGAGACUGACGAGGCGAAGGUGGAGAAGCCUCGUGCGCCUGGCGGUAUGACAGGGGGCGUUGAGUUCGAGGCGAUGUGCUACAUGACGAUGCACUUCAAGUUCGUCAACGCCAUCGCGAGCCACGUCCGUGCACUCAACCUGCCGAAGGAGCACGAACACUCAGCAUACCGCUUCCACCAGGACAUGUUCCUGUCUGGGAUUGAGCGCAUCCUCUCGAUCGCGCGCAAGGCGUCGACCACCUAUUAUCCGACGCUUCACCUCGAGAUCGCGCGGUACGUCGCUUUCGCCGGGCUAUCCGGAAUCGACGUGCCCUGGUCGCUCUCGCGCAUGAUCGGCCAGCCCCCCACAGCGAUGCGCAAGCAGCCCGUCAUCCCCUCCGCACCCGUCAUCCCUCCCCGGACGCCACCCUCGCGGAGCAUGCCGACUACGCCGACAAAGCGUGGAGCACCCCCGGCGGGUUUCGCUGGAUACGCAGCGCCACAGCAGCUCGUAUACCCGUCAGGGCACGGCGGAGCGCCGAGCAGGACCUCGGUCGACCGCGAGCGCGAACGGGCCCAACCGCAGAGCAGGAAGGUCACUCCUAUGUUCAACUGAGGGUGGUGCGCUUCCCGAGGCGAUAGACUUUUGCGCACACGAAUGGACGACGGCGUGACAAUCUUCAAUAUAUGCGCAUGCUUCGUCUUUCUCAUAUGUUUCAUUCCGCUUUCGAUGUCCUGGAUUUGUUGUGUUCUAUUACUGCAGUUGCGUUGACGACGACGACGACGCGUGACGAUGCUAUGUGCUUGUACUUAUGUAUGUCUGAACGAAGUUCU
Molecule: messenger RNA, 2177 nt
Organism: Dichomitus squalens LYAD-421 SS1
Lineage: Eukaryota; Fungi; Basidiomycota; Agaricomycetes; Polyporales; Polyporaceae
Exons: 6
Coding region: 34-1959 (641 amino acids)
Biological process (GO): actin cytoskeleton organization
Molecular function (GO): actin binding; small GTPase binding
Source: RefSeq, a predicted model, not a curated record